AGGUGAUAAGGGUGAGAGGAGGGGGUAACGAACAAGUCGAGGCAGGAGUGCUCGCUUGGAUUUUGCCGUGACCCUAACGUUUGACAAGCCCGUCCCUUGGACGGCCGGGGAAAAGGUGCCGAGAUGGGAUCCCACUGGAAAGAUAAAGACGUGCUUGAAGAGAGGGCCUAUUUCAGAACCGUGACUGAACCUGCGACUCUCUCCAUAGACAAUGUACAGGAAACGGACGAAGCUAUUUACAAGUGUCGAGUCGAUUUCAAGACCUCACCUACGAGAAAUUACAAGCUCAACUUAACCGUUAUCGUUCCUCCCCAGAAGCCGACGAUAUUCGACGACAGGGGAAAAGAAGUGCCAUCCGUUGCUGGCCCGUACGAAGAGGGAUCGGAGCUGAAGCUGACUUGUAUAGUUUCAGGAGGUCGACCUCCUCCAAGGGUCAAAUGGUGGAGAGACGACAAGAUCGUCGAUUCUACGGACACAACAACAGGGUUUCCAAAUGUAAAAAACAAUCAGCUGGUUGUUAGUAGUUUAGAAAGAAGUCAUCUUCAUUCCAUAUACUCUUGUCAAGCGUCAAAUAACAACAUCAGCCUUCCUGUAUCUGCCAAAGUUACUAUCGAUAUGUACUUAAAACCCAUGUCUGUCACUAUGAUGACCCCGUACCAGCCUUUGUCUGCCGAUAGGGAGUACACUCUCGAAUGCCAAAGUGUGGGUUCAAGACCUUCAGCCAAAAUAUCCUGGUGGAGGGAUAACAAGAAACUAGUCAGCACAUCGGAAGCGGUGUCUGAGGGGGGUAACAUAACGUCUUCGACGUUAAAAUUCAGACCGAUUAUCAGCGACAACGGCGGAAGGCUCAUUUGUAGAGCAGAUAAUCCUUACGUUACCGCUGGGGCGCUGGAGGACACUUGGAAACUUGAUGUUUCGUAUGUGCCUCAGAUUAAACUUGAAUUCGGGUCGAAAUUGGACCCGGGAGGAAUUGAAGAAGGGAACGAUGUUUAUUUUGAAUGCAAAAUCGAUGCAAACCCUAGAGCUUAUAAAGUGAUUUGGAAGCAUAACAAUCACAUCGUGCAAGGAAAUCAAAAAGGGGGUGUGAUAAUAAGCCAUAAAGAUCUCGCUUUACAAUCGGUGAGAAAAAGCCAAUCUGGAAACUACACAUGCAUUGCUUCCAAUGUGGAAGGAGACGGAGAAAGUAACGCCGUCCAGCUCAAAGUCAUGUACAAACCUAUGUGUAAAGAGGUGCAGAAAAGCGUAAUAGGCGUUGGCAGAAGCGAAGAGGCCCGAGUGCUUUGUGAAGUCGAAGCGUUCCCGGCUCCCGAUAGAUUCCACUGGUCCUUCAACAAUUCUGCAGAAAACAUGGAAAUUUCGCCUUCGAGGUUCCAUAAUUCUCUCCAGCUGUCGCUGUCAACGCUUUCGUAUACGCCCCAGAACGAAAUGGACUAUGGUACUGUGAUGUGCUGGGCUUCCAAUUCCGCUGGCCAACAAAUAGACCCCUGUGUUUUUCACAUCAUUCCAGCUGGUCGGCCGGAUCCUCCGUAUAACUGCACUUUAAUUAACCAAACGAUGAGUUCAUUGGAAGUCGAUUGCGCUGAGGGGUACGACGGAGGCCAACAGCAGUAUUUCCAGCUGGAAGUUUACGAUUACGAUACAAAUUACUUGACGAUGAAUCAAACGGCGAGGCAGCCUGCUUUCACCGUCAACGGACUUCUGCCAGGAGCUAUAUUAAAACUCAAGAUUUACGCCUUCAACAACAAAGGAAGGAGUGACGUCGUCUUACUUGAAGGAUUCACGCUGAAAAUCGCUGAAAAACAAACAGGGCCUCCUGUCCCCUUUGCCGUAACACCGAUAGUAGUUGUUCUGGUCGUAACGACGGUCGUCCUUGUGACUUGUGCUAUCGUAGUUUUUGGUGUGCUAAAACUCAGAAACUCUUCCACUGGCACAUCGAACGGAAACGGUCUCACGGUCAAAAAGAAGCCAAAAGUCACUCUGAGAGCGGACGUCCGAGAAGUCCUAGACUCCGAAGACCCUAAUCCGGAUGUCAUCCCUUGCAACAAAGAUUCGGAUUACCAACUUGUUUUCAAUGGCUCUACAAAAGAAGGAUUGAUGGAACUGCACAAGGAUCGCAACACUACUUUGUAUGUUUCGCUCCAACCAAAAGGCAACUCUCAAAAUGGAGACAUGUGCACCCACUUUAAAACUAAGGGAAUCAAGGGGAACGAUUUGUCAUUCGACGAAGGCCGCGUCGGUUUGAGAACGGAAAUGAGGUCCAAAUCCGGAGAGGGUCCGAUUUGUUACUCGACGAUGGAGGAAAACGUUCAGCCGACGUCUGGGAAAGCUAUUCCUACUCAUAGAGAAGUCAUAUCAGUAAGGACGCCGCUGAUGGGCAGCCAGCAGGAAAGUUGCGUUUAAAACUGGCUUCGACCAAGGAAAUUAUUAAGACUCAUUAUUCUAUUCUAUGUCCAGUUAAUCGAAACCAGGCAAGUAUUGAUGUUAGCUCUUUCUGUGCCCUAUAAACAGACUUCGACAAGUUCUUUAAUUGUGCAUCGUUUUUAAAUUAGUCGCAACUUUGUGUUAUUCAAAGACCCUUGACAUGACGUAUCUUUAAAAGUAUUUAAACAAAAAUAUAAUAAAACAAUUUAAAAAAAAAACUGUUCUAUUGCAAAUUUGUAUGUACUACAUUUUUAGUAUGUACCGAUGCAAUAAGUAGGUGACAAUUUCGUUUGUGUAAAUUUUAUUGGUUACACAUUUCUAUGUACUUGAUAUGUUGUAAAUAUAAUAUGUGAUGUUAAAUAAAGGUAUAUUUU
This is a messenger RNA of Cimex lectularius (bed bug), 2795 nucleotides long. Its product is annotated as synaptogenesis protein syg-2-like. The record is from RefSeq and is a predicted model, not a curated record. NCBI's taxonomy places the organism in Eukaryota, Metazoa, Arthropoda, Insecta, Hemiptera, Cimicidae. The transcript has 14 exons. Gene Ontology annotation, molecular function: protein binding. The coding region runs from base 124 to 2400 and encodes 758 amino acids.